UUUGACGUAUAAGAGAUGGAGCAAAAGAAUAUGUUGUUAUCAGCUUUGGGUGUGGGCAUAGGUGUUGGAGUUGGAAUUGGUUUGGCUUCAGGGCAGACAGUUAGCAGAUGGGCUGGUGGAUCUGCUGCUAAUGUUAUUACACCCAUUAUUAUGGAGCAAGAGAUGCUUAAUCUCAUAGCUAAUGGCAAAGAUAGUAAAGUCACUUUUGAUGAGUUUCCAUACUACCUAAGUGAGCAAACAAGGGUGUUGUUGACAAGUGCUGCUUUUGUUCAUUUGACAAAUGCCGACUUUGCUAAGCAUACUCGCAACCUCUCCCCUGCUAGUCGAACAAUUUUGCUGUCAGGGCCUGCUGAACUUUAUCAACAAAUGCUUGCCAAGGCAUUGGCUCAUUACUUUAAUGCCAAGCUGUUGCUACUGGAUGUAACUGAUUUUUCACUGAAGAUGCAAAGCAAAUAUGGAGGAACAUGCAAAGAAUAUUCUUUUAAAAGGUCUGUAUCGGAGACAACUUUGGGGCGAAUGUUUGGAUCCUUUUCCAUGCUUCAGCCUAAGGAGGAAAACAAAGGCACAUUGCGUAGACAAAGCAGUGGAGUUGAUAUCGGAUCAAAAGAUGGGUCUUUAAAAGCUACAAAUAUGCGUAGGAACGCAUCUGCCUCGGCGAAUUUGAAUAAUUUUACUUCAUAUGGCUCAUCAGGAAAUCCAGCUCCACUUACGCGCAACAGUAGCUGGUCUUUUGAUGAGAAGCUUCUUAUACAGACCUUGUACAAGGUUCUUGUCAAAGUAUCAAAAACCAGUCCCAUUGUUCUGUAUCUCAGGGAUGUUGAGAAAGUCCUUUGUAGAUCAGAAAAGAUAUAUGUGUUAUUCCAGAAAAUGCUGAAGCGAUUAUCUGGAGCUGUUCUGAUCCUUGGUUCAAGAAUUGUGGACCCUGGAAAUGAUUAUAGGGAAAUAGAUGAAAGGCUUUCUUCAAUAUUUCCCUAUAACCUUGAAAUCAAACCUCCAGAAGAGGAAACCCAUCUUGUUAGUUGGAAGUCUCAACUAGAAGAGGAUAUGAAGAUGAUCCAGUUUCAGGACAACAGAAAUCACAUAAUGGAAGUACUUUCUGCUAAUGAUAUAGAAUGUGAAGAUCUAGGUUCAAUUUGUAUGGCGGACACCAUGGUCCUCAGUAACUAUAUAGAAGAAAUUGUGGUAUCAGCAAUCUCGUACCAUCUGAUGAAUACAAAGGACCCUGAAUACAGAAAUGGGAAGCUUGUUAUUUCAUCUUCAAGCUUGUCCCAUGGAUUGGACGUAUUUCAGGAAGGAAAAUCUGCUGGGAAGGAUACCUUAAAGCUCGAAGCACAAGCUGAAACAUCGAAGGAUGCUCAGGGCCCAGAAACCAGUAUUGCAAAACCCGAAGACAAAACUGAAGGUAUCCCCCCAGAAACAAAAGGUGAAGCUGAAGCUCCUGCCCCUCCAGUAAAGGAUGGAAACGUUUCAACUCCAGCGCCAAAAACUCCUGAAGUCCCCCCUGACAAUGAAUUUGAGAAGCGCAUAAGGCCUGAAGUCAUACCAGCAAAUGAAAUUGGUGUGACAUUUGCUGAUAUUGGUGCCCUGGACGAACUCAAAGAAUCUCUUCAGGAAUUGGUGAUGUUGCCCCUGAGGAGACCGGACCUAUUCAAAGGUGGCCUUUUGAAGCCAUGCAGAGGAAUACUGCUAUUUGGGCCCCCUGGCACAGGGAAGACUAUGCUGGCGAAGGCCAUCGCGAGAGAAGCUGGAGCAAGUUUCAUCAAUGUGUCUAUGUCUACAAUUACUUCAAAAUGGUUUGGAGAAGAUGAGAAAAAUGUCCGUGCCUUGUUCACUCUUGCGGCUAAGGUCUCUCCCACUAUUAUCUUUGUGGAUGAGGUUGAUAGCAUGCUUGGCCAGAGAUCUAGAGCGGGGGAGCAUGAAGCUAUGCGGAAAAUAAAGAAUGAGUUCAUGACUCAUUGGGAUGGGUUACUGACAAAAGCAGGUGAAAGAAUUCUUGUUCUUGCUGCUACCAAUAGGCCAUUUGACCUUGAUGAAGCAAUUAUUAGGCGUUUUGAGAGAAGAAUUAUGGUUGGUUUACCAUCAGCAGAGAACAGGGAAAUGAUCAUGAAGACUCUAUUGGCCAAGGAGAGAGUUGAUGAAGGAUUGGACUUCAAGGAGCUGGCGACUAUGACUGAAGGUUACUCUGGAAGUGAUCUUAAGAAUCUGUGCACCACUGCUGCAUACCGGCCAGUUAGAGAGUUGAUACAGCAAGAAAGACUCAAAGACAUAGAGAAGAAGCGCAGAGCUGAGGAAGCUAAGAAUGCUGGAGUUGCUCCACCUACAGAUGCAGAUAAGGAGGAUAGGGUGAUCACUAUCCGGCCUUUGAAUAUGGCAGACUUCAAAGAAGCCAAAAAUCAGGUUGCGGCUAGCUUUGCAGCCGGUGGAUCGAUAAUGAGCGAGCUAAAACAAUGGAAUGAGUUAUAUGGGGAAGGAGGAUCAAGGAAAAAAGAGCAGUUAUCUUAUUUUCUGUAGGAUAGCUAUAUUGCAUCUUCCUGCACCCUUCUCGACCCCUCAUACAGUAUGCAUCUUUGGGGAUUCAAGAUGCUGACAAAAGAAAGAAGUUGUUACAGAGGUGAUAAGUAUAUCUCAGAUGAUUAGAGAACAGUCGUAGAGAUCAAG
Molecule: messenger RNA, 2658 nt
Organism: Lycium ferocissimum
Lineage: Eukaryota; Viridiplantae; Streptophyta; Magnoliopsida; Solanales; Solanaceae
Exons: 16
Coding region: 16-2511 (831 amino acids)
Cellular component (GO): mitochondrial outer membrane
Molecular function (GO): ATP binding; ATP hydrolysis activity
Source: RefSeq, a predicted model, not a curated record